AUGUCGACCGCGCCUCCCAAUCUGUUUAGCACAGUGGCAGCCUACAUGGACGCGAUUCUCCCCGCAGACAACGCAAUGAAGGUUUUGCUGGUGGACGAAGCCACCCUUCAUAUAAUCUCCAUGGUGCGCUCGCAGACAUUUUUACUCAGCAGGGGUGUGUUUCUUGUAGCGCGCGUCGAUAACCACUCGCAACGAAAGUGCAUGGGGAACAUGCGCUGUGUUGUGUUUAUCCGACCGCAAGUUCUUAGUGUUAAUGCGGUAUGUGAUGAACUCCGCAAUCCAAAGUAUGAGAGCUAUGCCAUUUACUUCAGUGCAGCAGCUCCAUCAGAGCUACUCGAUUCCUUAGCUUGCGCUGAUGUGAGGGGUGUCGUGAGGUCAGUCUGCGAGGUGUUCUGCGACUUUGUUACACUGAAUGCCGAUGCGUUUGUCACCGCUGCCCCUGUUCCCAAUGUGUUGCUACCUGGAUUUAUGAACUCUGGGUCAUUGAAACGUGUGGCUGAGGGCAUUGCGUCCACCUUUGUGGCUCACCGACGGCGCCCAUACGUGCGUUAUGAUCAGCGGAGUGCUUUCGCUCGGAGCCUGGCAACGGUGCUCAAUGAUGUUCUAGGAGAAAACAUUGAACUGUAUGAUUACAAGAGCAAGGAUACCGUGUUGUUGAUACUGGACCGGAACAGUGAUGCCCUUACGCCUCUCAUUACGCCAUGGACGUACCAAUCCAUGCUCAACGAGCACGUAGGCCUUCAGUACAACCGACUACACUUCUCUGCUGCUACGUCUCAGAACAAUCAGGAACAAAAAGGGAGCGAAGAGGGGGAGGGAGAGUACGUGUUUUCACCAAAUGAUGAUUCCUUUUUUGCCGCGAAUAUGUUUGCAAACUGGGGGGAUCUGUGCCAGAACGUAAAGGAAUUUGUCGACAAAUGCAAAUCAACGAUCAAUAUUGAUCGGAAUACGGCCACAAUGGAUGAAAUAAAGGAUUACGUGCAACGGAUUUCACACACUAAGAGCAUGGCGGGCUCAGUGGAAAAGCACGCUACAGUUGUAACGCACCUUUCAUCAGAGAUUAAGAAGCGUGGACUGCUCGAAACAUCGCUUCUCGAGCAACACAUGAUCGUUGCUAAUGACCCAACGGGGCAUUGGAACCGCCUCCAGGAUUUUGUUUGCCAGCGCAACCGCGGCAGUGGCGACGGUGUGGCGACUGUCACCGACAUCGUCCGCUUAUGCUUGAUUUAUCACCUGAAGUAUGAAAAACCCCACCAACCAUCGCGUGUGACAGAGGUGCUAAGGGGCCUAGGGGCAAACUACGGAGAUCUAUUGCGCAAACUACGCCAGUACAACGGUGACAGGCCGACUGAAGAGCUCUUUGGUGCCACUGGCGUCAUAGCAACAAUAGUUAAAAGCUUUGUUGAUUCGGAGAAUAUUUAUACACAGCACGAGGCAGUGUUGAAACGAACGCUACUGCAACUCUUCAGCGGUCGGCUACCCGUAGAGCAGUAUCCGUAUCUCGGCCCCUCUUCACCUGGGAACGCUGGUGCAUCUUGUUUUCACCAGCCUCAGCAACCGUUCACGUUCAAACCGAAGGAAGUGAUUGUUUUUAUGUGCGGUGGAUAUACUUAUUCCGAGGCGGCGGUAAUUAAUGCUAUUAACACGGGUUCAGCAUAUACCGGCUCAGCCGCAAGUAGUCUUCCACAAGGUCCUGUGCACGCCUGCAUCGGUGGGACUGGAGUCCUUAACAGUGAAACCUUCCUGAGCCUGCUAGCAGCGCACGCAUGA
Messenger RNA from Trypanosoma brucei brucei TREU927, 1770 nucleotides. RefSeq names its product vacuolar protein sorting-associated protein 45, putative. Gene Ontology annotation, cellular component: Golgi membrane. Gene Ontology annotation, biological process: vesicle-mediated transport; intracellular protein transport. The transcript has a single exon. NCBI's taxonomy places the organism in Eukaryota, Euglenozoa, Kinetoplastea, Trypanosomatida, Trypanosomatidae. Bases 1 to 1770 code for a protein of 589 amino acids. The record is from RefSeq and is a predicted model, not a curated record.